Messenger RNA from Arabidopsis arenosa, 1412 nucleotides. The record is from the annotation of a GenBank genome assembly. NCBI's taxonomy places the organism in Eukaryota, Viridiplantae, Streptophyta, Magnoliopsida, Brassicales, Brassicaceae.
AAUAAAAUAAUAAUUAACUGUCUGAUCUAGUUGACAGUUUUCGGAUAAAUUAGAAAAGGCGGGACCCACCUUAAUCGGAAGAUAUCAACGGCUGGAUCUGCCUACUCUGAUCAACGUCAGCGAAAAAAAUGGCACUCUCGUUGCAAUCUCCGCCUUGUGCAACUCUCUCUGCUUCAAUCCAAAAGGGACGAUUGAAGACGCUCGCCGCCGGAUUCUCCGUUACUCCUCUUCCCGCCGUUAACUUCAGUCUCCGUCGAUCGAUUCCUCGGAUUCUUGCUUCCGCUAGUUCAUCUUCCUCUCCAUCGUCUUCGUCUCUCGAAGCUGGUGAGAACAAUGAGCUAAAUGCUGUUUCAGCUUUUAGUGAGAUUGUUCCUGAUACUGUCGUUUUCGAUGACUUUGAGAGGUUCCCGCCGACUGCAGCUACUGUUAGCUCUGCUCUUCUUCUGGGCAUCUGUGGUCUACCCGAUACCAUUUUCCGCAAUGCUGUGGACAUGGCUUUGGCGGAUUCUUCUUGUGCAGGUCUUGAAACCACCGAAUCUCGACUCUCUUGCUUUUUCAAUAAGGCUAUUGUCAACGUAGGUGGCGAUCUUGUCAAACUCGUUCCAGGUCGAGUUUCAACUGAAGUGGAUGCACGUCUUGCUUAUGACACAAACGGCAUUAUCCGCAAGGUUCAUGAUCUGCUGAGACUAUACAAUGAAAUCGAUGUACCACACGAGCGGCUCCUAUUCAAAAUCCCUGCAACUUGGCAAGGUAUUGAAGCUGCAAGAUUGUUGGAAUCUGAGGGAAUCCAAACGCAUAUCACCUUCGUUUACAGCUUUGCUCAAGCUGCAGCAGCUGCUCAAGCCGGUGCUUCUGUUAUUCAGAUUUUCGUCGGUCGCCUCAGGGAUUGGGCGCGUAAUCAUUCGGGAGAUACCGAGAUUGAAUCUGCUAUUAAAUCGGGAGAAGAUCCCGGUUUGGCCUUGGUCAAAAGAUCAUAUAACUACAUUCACAAGUAUGGUUACAAGUCCAAGCUGAUGGCUGCUGCAGUUCGGAACAAACAAGACUUGUUCAGUCUUCUCGGGGUCGAUUAUGUCAUUGCACCAUUGAAGGUACUGCAAUCUCUCAAAGACUCACCCGCCAUUCCCGACGAUGAAAAAUACUCAUUCGUUCGGAAACUUACUCCUGAAACCGCAACACAUUACCACUUCACAAACAAAGAGCUGAUCAAAUGGGACCAGCUAAGCUUGGCUUCAGCUAUGGGUCCUGCAUCAGUGGAGCUUUUAUCAGCUGGUGUCGAAGGUUAUGCGAACCAAGCGAAACGCGUUGAAGAGCUUUUCGGAAAGAUUUGGCCACCUCCUAAUGUCUAAAACGAAGCUUUUCUCUUCAUCACGAAAGAUCUGUAUCAAUAAGAGAACUAAAUGUCCAUGUUACUU